AGGCAGGGCGCGUGGCCUGCAGCCCCCCUCGCGGGUGCAGGCGACAAGGCCUGCACAGAACCCACCCCCACCCAGGACAUUGCGGGAAGGCGCGGAGCCAGGGAGAGAGGAGACGGAGGAGGAGGAAGAGAGGCUCAUCCAGUGAGGACUGGAAGUUGAGGGUUCUACACCCAGACAUCAGUAGAUCAUGGCCCCAUGGCCCCGGGCACAUGGCCUCCUGCUGCUAUUACUGCUGCCGUCCCUGGGGGCUGGCCCUGCCCUGGGCAGGGGCCUUCCCGGGCCACUUGAGGACUCAGAACCCCACGUGAUCCCAGGAACCUAUCCCAAAGGCCCUGUGGGCUCAGAGUCCCAGGCCUUUGACGUCCUCUGGGAGAACCCCAGUGAUGAGGGGCCUUGGCACUCAGAUGUCCCCCAGACCCCUGCUGAAGGCCCUGAGAGGCCUGUAGACUCUCCCCUUGGCCCAGCCCUGCAUGGGCCCAAAGCAGCUCAUGGGAUUCCAGGAGAGCGACUCCCAGUAACAGAUGACCUCCAGAUAGUUCGAGGGUCCAGCUCCCAGGGCUGGACAGGACCCCCUGAUUCACAGGAGCCUCCAGAGCCAGAAGCAGCCGUCCCCCACCCAGUGGGUGCCCCCCACCUCAGUUUCAUCCCAACUCCCCGACUUCAACUCAGGGUAGCCACGGUUCCUCCUGUUCCACCGGAGCCCCAAGGUCAAGCAGAGCAGCCACCACCUAGAGAUGAGGGUCUGAAGGCCAAAGCCAAGAUCAGGCUCCCAGAGACUUCUCCCUCAGACCACCAGGGCCCUGCCCACACUCUUGAGCCCCACGCAGGUGCUGUCAAGAGGCCAGUGCUAGAAGAGGUUGGCCAUGAGGAAGAUUUCCAAGAGGCAGUUCAAGGCCCCCUCUUCACCCAGCAGCAAGAUCCAGCAGCCCCCAAUGCUGGCUCACUAUCCCCCGUUGAGGUGACAAACACUCAGGAAGCAGGGGCCCAGCCAGAUUUGGCAUUGGCUAGGAGCCUUCCUCCUGCUGAGGAGUUACCGGCUGAGCCUCCCAAGAAGACUGGAGCUGGGGAAACCUGGGAAGUCAGCUCCUCAGGUCCCCAGCCCAUGCAGACUGACCUGCCUGAUGUUAAGGCUUCCCCAGGAUCUCAGCCUACACAUCCUCCAGCCUCAGAGGCUCCUGAUGGGCAGCCAAAGCCAGAGAUAGCAGCAAUGAAUGGAGCUGACCCCAUCUCCCCGCAGCGGGUGAGAGGAGCAAUGGAGGCUCCUGGCACCCCCAAGUCCCUCAUCCCUGGUCUGUUAGACCCUGGCCCAGCUACAAACCAAACGGAGAGCCCUAUGGGAGCCCUGCAGCCAGGUGAAGACGAAGCCGAGGAGUGGCCCGGACGUCCCCAAAGCCAUCCCCCAGCACCCCCAGUCCAGGCCCCAUCGACAUCACGACGGGGCCUCAUUCGUGUCACUACGCAGCGAGCCCUGGGUCAGCCGCUCCCUCCGGAGCCCUCAGCCAGCGCCACAGCUUCAGCGCCAGCUUCCGGCCCGCCAGCCAACGCCACUGCACCUCCCCUGCGCUGGGGGCCCCUUCGACGGGUGCUGAGUUUUUCCUGGGAGCUGCACGUCUAUGGGGUUGGAGUUCUCUUCCUGCUGCCUGCCUUAUUGGCACUGGCCACGCUGGCAGCCGCCCUGGCAGGACCCCGGCUGGCGCUAGUGGCCGCGGUGCUGGUGCUGGUAGCUUCAGGACUACGUUCUGCCUACAUGCUCACCGACCCUUAUGGCGCACAGGCGCGGCUGGGCAUGCGCGCCGGCCUGGUGCUCUACAACCUGCCCUUCCCCUUGCUACUCACGGCCCUGGCGGCCCUGACCCUACUCGGCCUGGGCGUGGGGCUACCACAGCCGCUACAGAACCCGCUCCUGCUGGGGGUUGUGGCGUUGGUUCACGGCGUGGGGUUGCUCUUGACAGACCUGUUCUCCGUGAAGCCCGUGCUCAACCUCCUGGCGCAGGGUUUAUCCUGCGCCUGGGGCGCGUCGGUGGCUCUAGGCACACUCUGCCUGUGCCGUCGCCGCCUGCUGGAAGGCCCUCGGGGCUGGGAUGCCAGCCCUGGCCCACGGUUGUUGGCCGUGGCGGGCUCACUGGGGCUGCUGGCCAGCGGCUUGCAGUUGGCGGCCGCGCUCUGGCUGUACCCAGGCCCAGGCCGGGUGGGCCGCUUUUCAUGGGCCUGGUGGGGUGUCCACUUCUGGCUGCGUCUGCUGGAGCUGACCUGGGCGCUCGCCUUGGCACUGGCCGCUGUGGCCGCCGCACGACCCAGGCCGCCCACCGAGCACGCUUGCUGGGCUAAGUUGCUGCGCCUGGCUUGCCCUGCACCGUCGGGCAAGAGCGAGGUGCCGGAGAGACCCAAUAACUGCUAUGCCGGACCCAGUGGCAUCGGCACAGGCGGCUUGGACAUCAGCAAGAGCCUCAUCCGCAACCCGGCGGAAGGCGGGCCGCCUGUCACGCCCAAUUCAGGAGCCUGGGGCUCGGUUGCGUCGCUGGGUCGCGGUCCCCUUGGUGGCCCGGGACUAUCCCGCAGCAGCGUGGGUCCGGCGCCGUCGCUAAGCGAGCUGGACCUGCGGCCGCCAUCGCCCAUCAACCUGAGCCGAAGCAUCGACGCCGCGCUCUUCAGGGAACAUCUAGUGAGAGACAGCGUGUUCCAACGUUGCGGCCUGCGCGGCCUGGCCUCCCCACCGCCGGGGGGCGCGCUGCGGUCGCGUAGGGGCAGCCACCCAGACGCCGAGCUCGACGGUGCGGGCUCUUCGCUCCUCCGCGGCCGCUGUCGGUCUCUCAGUGAUGUGCGCGUGCGCGGGCCAGUCCCGCCUCACGUAGUUGACGCGCCGGACGGGACAGCUGCUGCCUCUGGCAGCUCCCUGGACAGCUUCUCCAGGGGCUCGCUCAAGAUCAGUUGGAAUCCGUGGCGUCAUGGGCUGUCGUCGGUGGACAGUCUGCCCCUAGAUGAACUUCCCAGCACAGUGCAGCUACUGCCCGCUGCGACACCAGCCCCUACAUCCUCUCCCGCCCGGCCUGGGGAGCCCCAGGGCGAGGUGCAACCGCGCUGCAAACCCGGGGACUCCCGCAGCGCCUCCAGCGAUACCAUCGAGCUCUGAGCUGUCCUGCCGCAGGACCUGGAUCCUGCGCUGGAUACCCACGCGCCAUGGCCGACCAGGACAGUCGAACCUUUGGAAAACUGGCUUUCCUGGGUCUCCACCUUACUGCACACCCGACCCCAUCCCCGACAGCCAGGCGUGAUUCACCCGCCAUUUUUGUUGUUUUUUUAAAUAUCUCUAUUUUUUUCAGCAGGUAUUUUGCACAGAGGCCGUGACUUACAGGGAAUACAGGGUGGAGGUGCAUGGAUUUGAGCGUGGGGAACAGGGAACAAGUGCCCCUGGUUCCUCACAAUGUGGAGAGAUGAGCCUCGCUUGUCCUGAUUGACUGUCCUCUUUGUGCCAAAGAAAUAAAAUCUUAAGAUUUGGCUCCCGCGUUCCUCUGGUCAAGCCAGGAUCCUGUACCCCACCAGAGGACAAGUUGCUCAAGGCUUUGGUGAUAACUAUUGGUGUCUUAUCGGGACAUCUGUUCGGCACUGAUUUCAGCUCUCAACAUCCAUCAUCUUGUGUAAUUCUCAUCUUAAGGCUAGGCACGGUGGCUCACGCCUGUAAUCCCAGCAACUCUGGAGGCUGAGGCAAGAGGAUCUCAAGUUUAAUGCCAGCCUCAGCAACUU
Messenger RNA from Sciurus carolinensis (gray squirrel), 3741 nucleotides. It is a transcript of the gene Prrt3, whose product is annotated as proline rich transmembrane protein 3. The coding region runs from base 188 to 3130 and encodes 980 amino acids. The transcript is spliced from 4 exons. Lineage: Eukaryota; Metazoa; Chordata; Mammalia; Rodentia; Sciuridae. The record is from RefSeq and is a predicted model, not a curated record.